This is a messenger RNA of Linderina pennispora, 366 nucleotides long. RefSeq lists its product as uncharacterized. NCBI's taxonomy places the organism in Eukaryota, Fungi, Kickxellomycota, Kickxellomycetes, Kickxellales, Kickxellaceae. The annotation marks the transcript as partial. The record is from RefSeq and is a predicted model, not a curated record. The transcript has a single exon.
CACUCACAGCAGGACACUGUCAAGAUAUUCACACAGCGCCCAGUGACACUGCCGGCUUCCAGAAUUAUCAAAUAUCACACAUGGAAAUCACACAUUCAGAUCGAAGAUCAACGACGAGUGGCACACCCUGCCACACCAAAUAUGGCGCCAGCAUCUUUCCCUCGGAGGAAGUCACAUGCCCCCUCACAACAAAGGAGAGUUCGGCAUGCAGGACGUAUUGCUCACGUUGGCCGAAUUGGUGCAUAAAGAGAGGCGGAGCACGUUGAGGUGCCAAAUUGGGCAGCACGUAGAGUACAAUCCCAAAACAAUCCCAUAGGGCACCAGGGCUCUUGACAGCGAAUACCAGGACAACAGGCUUAGAGUUCA